AAAUCGGUAAUUACAAUGAAAAUGACAACCGGAAGUGAAAUAUGUUUACAUUUGCGUAGCAGACAGCAUAUUGAUAUUUAUUUAACGAUUUUGUCAAUUAAAUGUUUAAAUAAUUGUAAAUGAUAACACAAAAUGGUUGAACCAAUAUUUGACUUUCAAUUUAGACUCAUUCUUAUAGGAGACAGCACUGUAGGGAAAUCUUCUUUAUUGAAAUAUUUUACAGAUGGGAAAUUCUCAGAACUCUGUGAUCCAACAGUUGGUGUCGAUUUCUUUGCAAGACUUAUAGAAGUAAAGAAUGGGAUUAGAGUCAAAUUACAACUAUGGGAUACAGCUGGUCAGGAGAGAUUUAGGUCAAUAACAAGAUCAUAUUACAGGAACUCUGUAGGAGUGUUAAUUGUGUUUGACAUUACAAAGAGACAAAGCUUUGAGAAUAUAACAGGAUGGUUAGCCGAGGCGAAAUUUCACAUAGAACCACACCAAGCUGUUUAUAUGAUUGUUGGACAUAAGUCAGAUUGUGAAUCUGAGAGACAAGUGUCUUCUAGAGAAGCCUCACAAUUUGCACAACUAAAUGGACUGAAAUAUAUAGAAACGUCAGCAAAGAAUGGUCAUAAUGUGGAGGAAACAUUCCAGACUUUGGCAAAGGAUGUGUACAAGCUACUGGAAGAGGGCAGGGUUAAAAUGCAAGAAGGAUGGGAUGGUAUAAAACCAGGUUUUAAUCGAGGAGAAGAAACUGUUCAUCACCUUGAUGAGGAAGAGACGGAGAAAAAUAAAUGCUGUUGAACAAUAGAUGUUAUUUGGAACUCAACAGAUAUGGGAUUUUACCAUCUAAUCACAGGGGUACAAACAAAACUUAACCUUUAUAUAGUUUCAUGGUGCAAUACCAUUCACAAUAAAGUGAUCAACAAGUAACGAUUAUUGUCGAAAUAUUUACCAAGUAGUAACUGUAAGGUUUGUUUGUACCCCAGGAUAAGAUGGGAAAAACCCACAUUUACCAAGUUCUCUAGUAUAAUCUCAUUCAUAUGCUGUAUUUUCUAACUGUAAUUUUUGGCUGACACCAGGCUAGAUUUCAGAGCUAAAUCAGAACAGUUAAUUUAUUUGUACACAUUUAAACAAAAUGAUUUCAUAAAAGUGAGUCUGUAGCGUUUACAUUUUAUAGACUCUUCAAUGAAUUCCAAGGAACAUUAAAUUUUGAUAUUUUAGUGCUUUACAGAACUUUUUGAGGUUCAAGUAAUCAAUGAGGAAUAAAAUGUUUUGCUAAAGGCAAAUUAUGCCUCAGGAAGGAAUAAUUCUGUUCUUUAGAAAGUAGAAAGGGCAAGCAUAGGUUAUAUAAUGUUAAAUAAUGGUUAUAGAGCAUGAUAAAGCCUUAUAAAAACACUUGAGAGAAGAGAUCAUAAAAGUAACGAAAUGUAAAUAAUGAAGUGUUUUGACAUAGAUACUAAACACUAAAUGAAAAUAAAUAUGCUAAUUGUCAAAGAAUAGAAGCAAAAGAUUUUUUUCAGGUAAUUGGCCUGUAAAUUACUACCUGGAUAUCAAACAUAAUAAAAAAACACCAGAAACCUUCAUUUUGGGGACAUAAUUGGUCUUUAAGUCUGAUGUUUAUAUGACAUCUAUAUAGCAAAUUAAUUUCAAGUGUUAAGAUAUUUUUAGAAAAAGUUGCUGAAAUAUUCUCUUUUUCAAGUUAUUUAUGAAGUUGAGUGUAUCAUUGCACUAGUCAGUGAUGUGAUGGAGUGCUAAUCAUGUUUUAAGAUGAUUUAACAGUCGUACAGUUUUAACAUAGUAUUGAUCACUUAAUAGGGUAAUUUGUUAAUUGUUGCAAUUAAUUGAUGUAUUUCAUUUUCAUUCUACUGAAUGGAAUAUUUACUUCUAGAGGAAAGAGAUAGUAUACACAGUCUGUGACUGUAAAUAUAUGUGAUUUAUGUGAUUGGAUGCUUAAUUUUCACAGUUAUUUUUCAAAAUUUUUUUACGUAACAUUAGAGAAUUUAUGUAAAUAUUAACAUCUGAUAAAUCAUUUUAAUAUAGGUAUUUAAUGAAAUUUUUAAGUCAUUGUAAAAUCUUAUCUUUCUUGAUUUUUUUUUGCAUCACCAAAUAUGUUACAAGGACUUGUCCAUCUUUCAGUCUGGAAACCCCGAUGUAUCAUUUUUUAACGGUAAAUUUCAAAAUCUGUACUGAUUGAAAAGGCGACCAGUGCUGGUCAGACCCGGUACGAAUGUGAUGGUGAUUUUGGUUUUCACUGGUUGCAUUGGAAUAUUCAGUUGAUGCCAAAAAGAUUAAGGGUUAAUUAAAAUCCCUUGUGUCUUGGAUAGUCAAAAGCUAGCUAACAGAUUUUCCUAAGUGAUACAAGUAUAUACAUAUGUAUAUGUAUGUACUUCAUAUAGUUAAGUGACUGUUAAAUCUUAAAGCAUUGUAGAUUCUAGUCUGUUCAUUGCACUUGCAAAGAUCACCUUCACUCGAAAACUAUGAUUUAAUGUCUUUCAUUUUUGUUUUUAGAAGUUUUACAUAAAUUGGUGUAAAAUAUUUUAACUGAAUUCAUUUACAUUUGGAGUGAGAUUUUGUCAAUCUUUUACAUUAAGUAAUUGUCUUAAGUGUUAUUUGUUGUGAAUUUUUAUUUUAAAACAAAGAGUUGUGGCAUUUGCUUUACUUUAGUACUUUAGGUCAGUUAAUUUGUGUUUGUUAUUUUCUCUGAUUUAUUUCUUUAUAAACGUCUUAAGGUUUAACUUUAAAAAUAGAAAAUCAGUUUCCAGUCAAUAAUGAAAGUGAUAAAUGAUAAUUUAUAUUUCAAUGAAACUUAGUGUAUAGCAAGUUGAUGAAAAUACCUGGCUUAUGAUUGCUUUUGGGCCUUCUGGUUGGUUCAUGGUCAAGGUCACUGUAACUAAAAAUAGAAAAUCAGUUUGUUUUCUUUAUUUAGAGCAUUUGGAACUCAAUGAUGAAGCCUGUAGGUUAAUUACUUUGAAACACUUGCUCCUUACCUCUGUAUUGACUUUGUGUAUAUUUCAUAACUAUCCUGCUAGCUUAUUGAUGGUGAGUGGUUCUAAUGCGGUACCUGAAAUGAUGCAAGUAGAAUACAUAAAAGUCUUCCUCUCUUGGAAAGUUGCCAUAAUAUUGUUGUCACUUUAAACCACUCAAAAAAAAAUAAUGCUUCUUUACUUUCUAGAAAACUUAAUUAUGUGUUCAACAAAAAGAACACCAUCUCUGGGUCAAUAUUGACACUAUAUUUUACUUGAAUAUCUGGUAAGCAGGUGUUAAGAAAGCUAGAGACGUCACACUUUUAUAGACUUUUAAUGAGUCUUAUACCUAAGCUUAUUAUAUAAUUUAGAUAUGAGUUUGGACAAAAUGUAAAUUUCUAAAAUAAUUCUAUAGGAAUAAUGUUUGUCAUUCUAUAGUGUCAUUUAAGCCUCACCAUGCUAAAUAUUAAAAAAUGGAUUUUCCCAUCAUUUAAUCUGGACAAAACUAUUUAUCAUGAUAAGGGAAAUUCUGUAUGGAUUUAAAAAUGUAAAGACUGAAUGACUAUGACAUCUGGUCACUUGGGUAGAAUCAGUUCUCACCAGUUAAUCUAGGGGUUAAAGAUAUUUUUAUUUAGAGUUGUGAAACAUGUCCGCGUAUUUGGUACAUGUGGCAUUUAGUUCAUGUAGCAGUUUUUGCAAAGACAUGUUACCUAUAGUUGUUAAUAUUCUUUGAAUUCUUUUACUUUUGUACCAUUUUUACCAAGUGACAGGGGUUACAAAUUGAUUUGUUUGUCUAUCAAUAUUAUAUUGAUUUUAUGUUCAGAUUUUAUAUUCGGGUUUCUUUAGGGCAAGUCUUAGCCCAUUGGGAAUUUUAUUUUUUUUCUUUAGGGCAAGCCUUAGCCCAUAGGGAAUUUUAUUUUUUUGGAUUCUAAUUGUUUGAAAGUAAUUCUGUUUGAAAGGUUUUUGUGGAAAGAGUGUAUCCCUAUGUGUCACCUAUAUCAAUGUUGAAUCAAAACUUAACAGAUAUCUGGCCAGCUUUGUAGGAAAAAGGACAAGCAGCUUUUAUUAUUUAUGUUUUAUCUUGAUUUUUGUUUUACAUUAUACAUAUUAAACAUUAGUUAUACAGUUACAAUGUAUUUUAAAUUUGUAUACAGAUUUUUUGUUUUUAUCAUAAAGUUAUCAGUUUUAUACAGGUUGAGUGUACCUGAUUUUAUGUUGGUACAUAUUACUUAUAUAUUAACCUUUUGCUAUAAGAUAUAUUAUGGUUUUGCUUACAUAUAAUUUAUAUUAUGUUUAACAUAUAUCCAACUUUACUUAACCUUUAUUGUUAGCUAUUGUACUACUUGUAUUUUGUUAAGAUUUUAUUAAAAUAUUUUUUUGCACCAUUGCUAUUCUUGCUUCCAGGAUUUAAAAUACAGUAAGAUGAAAAAUAUAAUUUAUGAUUCUUUAUAACCAAUAUUGCAAUUUUCAAGACUUUUCAUCUAAACCUGACUUAAUCUUUGUUCAAAAACUUAUACAAAAAGGAAGUGAAGUUUCCACAAGUAAGAGAACUUCCUACUAUCCAUCUGUUAGGAAUGCGGAGGUUAUGUACCAUGGAGGAAACAUAUAAAUGCGUAAAUCUGUUUCAUAUAUUGAGGUAACAUUUAUUAUAUGUAAUUAUGGUUUAUUGUCAAUUGAAGUGAAAGGGACAUAGAAUUAGAUAUAUUAAUAGUUGAAAAUACUGUAUAUUAUACUAUUGAUCAGUGUUAUUUGCAGUGUGUUCUAAUGUACAUGUAACAUCUGUUUUCAGUUUCAAUUAGCAUACUUCAUAAAUUUACAAUAAAUGUGCAAUAAUCUGUACAGGUUACAUACCUUAUACAGCAGUACAUGUAAUAUAUUUGUAGACUUAAAAUGAGUGGUGACAUU
This is a messenger RNA of Ruditapes philippinarum (Manila clam), 4847 nucleotides long. RefSeq names its product ras-related protein Rab-39B-like. Bases 133 to 780 code for a protein of 215 amino acids. The transcript is spliced from 2 exons. The record is from RefSeq and is a predicted model, not a curated record. Gene Ontology annotation, cellular component: Golgi membrane. Gene Ontology annotation, molecular function: GTP binding; GTPase activity. Lineage: Eukaryota; Metazoa; Mollusca; Bivalvia; Venerida; Veneridae.